AUGGCGUCUUCUUCAACUUCACCCCAUCAAAAGAGUUUUAAGUAUCAUGUAUUUUUAUGCUUUGGAGGUGAAGACACACGUAAGACCUUUGUUGAUCAUCUUUACGCUUAUCUUAAGCAAAAAGGUAUUCACACCUUCAGGGACAACGAGGAACUCAAGAAAGGAAAACGGAUCGAUGAGCUCUUCAAAGCUAUUGAAGAGUCAAAGUUCUUUAUCAUUGUCUUCUCCAAAAACUAUGCAUCUUCUUCUUGGUGCCUGAAGGAACUUGCGAAGAUUAUGGAGUGCCAGGAUGAGAAUGAGCAGAUUGCUUACCCGCUCUUUUAUGAUGUGGAGCCCAGUGACAUCCGCAAACGAAGUGGGCCAGUUGGAAGAGCAAUCACCAAACAUAAGUCUAACGAACAGAUUAACAAAUGGGAAAGGGCUCUUGAAAGUGCAGGCAAUCUGGUUGGGUGGGAUCUGAAAAACAUUGCUAAUGGGCAUGAAACUGAAGCCAUCAAAAAAAUUGGUGAGGAGAUUUCACUCAAGUUACGUUCCAUUCAUUUGAGCAAUGAUGAAAAUCUGAUAGGCAUGGACCGCCGGAUGCAAGAGCUGGAGUCGUCUUUGGGGAUUGGUUUGAACGAUAAAGUGCGAAUCAUAGGGAUCAAGGGUAUGGGAGGCAUUGGGAAGACAACAUUGGCUAGAUCUAUAUUUAAUAAAGUGUCUUCCCUUUUUGAAGGUAGUUGCUUUGUUGAUGAUGUAAGGGAAGUUUCAAAAAAGAAGGGUUUGCGGUCAUUGCAAAAACGAGUCCUUUCAGAUGUCCUGAACAUUGAACACAGAGGAAGUGUUUUAGAUGGGGAAAAAAUCAUGAGAAUGAGACUACGCUAUAUAAAGGUUCUUCUUGUUCUAGACGAUGUGGAUAAUCCAAAGCAGCUUGAGGCGUUAGCUGGUGAUUGGUUUAAGGACGGAAGUAGAAUCAUCAUUACAACAAGAGACGAGAAAGUGCUGCUAGCACACGGAGUGAAUGCGAAGUGGAUUCAUGAUGUCGAUUUCUUGUCGGAUGAGGAAGCAAUGAGCCUGUUUAGUAGGUAUGCAUUUAAGAGAUAUAUUCCAGAUCAAGGGUUUGAAAAGCUGUCAUCAGAAGUAGUACGUUAUUCUGCUGGUCUGCCCUUAACGAUCAAAGUUUUGGGUUCACAUCUUUGUGGUGAAGAAGAGGUUGUAUGGAUAGAUGCACUAAAAAGACUAGAAACAAUUCCAUCGUUGGAAACUCUAGAGGUAUUGGAAAUAAGCUAUGACGGCCUGGAGGAUGAUCUCAAGGAAAUAUUCCUAGAUGUUGCAUGCUUCAUGGUUGGUUUUCCUAAAGAUGAUGCAAUUAGAGCAUUUGAUAGCUGUGGAUUUCGUGGUAUCUACGGUUUAAGAGUUCUUGAGUAA
Lactuca saligna is the source of this 1407-nucleotide messenger RNA. The record is from the annotation of a GenBank genome assembly. NCBI's taxonomy places the organism in Eukaryota, Viridiplantae, Streptophyta, Magnoliopsida, Asterales, Asteraceae.